Molecule: messenger RNA, 2322 nt
Organism: Malassezia sympodialis ATCC 42132
Lineage: Eukaryota; Fungi; Basidiomycota; Malasseziomycetes; Malasseziales; Malasseziaceae
Biological process (GO): protein folding
Cellular component (GO): cytosol; nucleus
Molecular function (GO): ATP binding; ATP-dependent protein folding chaperone
Source: RefSeq, a predicted model, not a curated record
AUGUCGAGUGUCGUGGGACUAGAUAUUGGUAAUAGCAGCAGUAAGAUUGGCGUUGCGCGUGCGCGUGGCGUUGACAUUGUUUCCAAUGAGGUGAGCAACCGCAGCACUCCUUCGCUUGUGUCCUUCGGUCAGAAGGCUCGUUUGCUGGGUGAGGGCGCGGCUACUGCUCAAACCUCGAACUUCAAGAACACCGUUGGCUCGCUGAAGCGUCUUAUCGGCCGCACCUUCCAGGAUGAAUCAAUCCAAACCUACGAGAAGCCUUUUGUUAAUGCCGAACUUGUUGACGCGAAGGGCGAGGUCGGUGUGAAGGUUCGCUUCCAGAACGAGGAGCAUAUUUUCUCGGCCACGCAGCUCUUGGCCAUGUACUUGGGUAAGCUUCGUGAUACUACCCAGAAUGAACUCGGUGGCUCGGGCGUGAGUGAUGUUGUGCUCUCUGUCCCUAUCUGGUUCACCGAUGCUCAGCGUCGUGCCAUGCUUCAUGCUGCCGAGAUUGCGAACUUGAACCCCUUGCGUGUCAUGAACGAGCCUACGGCUACCGCUCUGGGCUAUGGUAUUACCAAAACCGACCUGCCGGAACCUGACAGUCCUCGCAAUGUCAUUUUCGUUGACAUUGGCCACUCUAGCUACCAGGUGUCGGUUGUCGCUUUCUGCAAGGGCCAACUCACUGUCCUUGGUGCAUGGGCUGACCCUAACUUCGGCGGUCGCAACUUCGACCGUGUCCUGAUGGAACACUUCGCCGAGGAGUUCAAGGGCAAGUACAAGAUUGACGUGUUCUUCAACCCCAAAGCCACCUUCCGUCUGGCGGCUGGCUGCGAGCGCCUCAAGAAAGUGCUCUCUGCUAACACUCUUGCUCAGCUGAAUGUGGAGAGUCUUAUGAACGACAUUGAUGCUGCUUCCCAGCUGAAGCGUGACGAGUUCGAGUCCCUUAUUGCGCCCUACCUGGAGCGCGUCAAUGGACCGCUGGAUGCAGCUUUGUCUCAGUCUGGCCUUACGAAGGAUGAGAUUCACAGUGUUGAGCUGGUUGGUGGCAGCUCGCGCGUUCCUGCUCUGAAGGAACGUAUUGCGGCAUGGUAUGGCAAGCCUCUCUCAUACACUUUGAACCAAGACGAGGCUAUCGUUCGUGGCUGUACCCUUGCUUGCGCCACCCUCUCUCCUGUUUUCCGUGUGCGCGAGUUCUCUGUGCACGACAUCUCCUCUUAUCCGAUUAAGGUUUCGUGGGAACCUGCUCCUGAUGUACCUGAUGAAGAAAAUGAGCUCGUUGUUUUCAACACUAACAACCCUGUGCCUUCUACCAAGAUUCUUACUUUCUAUCGCAAGGAGCCUUUCUCCUUGGAUGCGACUUACGCUGACGCGAGCACUCUACCUAAGGGCACGAACCCUUGGCUCGGCCGUGUAACUAUUAAGAAUGUGGCGCCGAACGAGAAGGGUGAGCACUCGAUUGUCAAGGUGAAGGCACGCCUGAAUCUGCAUGGCGUUCUUAAUGUGGAAAGUGCCUACACGGUGGACGAAAUUGAGAAGGAGGAGGAAGUACCAGUUGUGGACCCGAACGCGGCCGAGGACGCUGAGCCGAAAACCGAGAAGAAGAUCGUUAAAAAGCUGCAGCGCAAAGACGAUCUCCCCAUUGUUUCUGGCAUUGGUCUCCUCGACCCAACCUUGCUUGCGGAACUCAAGGAGCGUGAAGGUCAGAUGUACGCCGCCGACAAGCUCGUGGCGGACACAGAGGACCGCAAGAACGCUCUCGAGGAAUACAUUUAUGACACUCGUUCGAAGCUCGAUGAAAGGUAUGCUACCUUCGUCCAGUCUGAGGAGAAGGAGAAGCUGUUGGCUAUGCUUGCUGAAUCGGAGGACUGGCUCUACACGGAAGAGGGAGAAGACGCCACCAAGUCUGCCUACGUGAGUCGCCUCGAGACACUGCAGAAGGUCGGCGCGCCGAUCCACUUCCGCUGGAAAGAGCAUGAAGAGCGCCCCAAGGCUGCUGCUCAGCUUCGUGAGGUUGUUAACAAGUACAUGAGCGUGUUUGAGAACGAGCCUGAGAAGUACGAUCAUCUAUCAGACGACGACAAGACCAAGGUGAUUGAGAAGGCUGCCACCGUGGGCAAGUGGCUUGAUGACUAUAUGUACAAGCAAAGUGAACUGCCUAAGAAUGUGGAUCCGAAGCUCACAUCUGAGGAAAUUCUGAAGAAGAAGGACGACGUGAUCUAUGUUUGCACACCGAUCCUCACGAAGCCCAAACCUCGUGUGCCGGUUGACACAUCCAAGCCUGAGGAGAAUGCUCAGACCUCGAAUGAGAACGAGAAGCAGGGUGACAUGGAUGUCGACUAA